Messenger RNA from Oryzias latipes (Japanese medaka), 5857 nucleotides. The record is from RefSeq and is a predicted model, not a curated record. Lineage: Eukaryota; Metazoa; Chordata; Actinopteri; Beloniformes; Adrianichthyidae.
AGCCAUUUUCACACAAUUGGCGUGUACGGGACUCACGUUUAUUUGAUAAGCAGUUAUUUAUGUUUGAGCAGAAAAUGAGAAUUAUUUAUCAUAAGUUUUUUUUUAUUACAUUAUUCUAUCUUAAAUUCGGUGGAAUUUUAUUUUUAUUUUACGGCAAAUCAAACUUUUUUUACUGAAUUAAUUUACGUUUUUAUUUUGGAACAGUAACUGUAGUUUGAAGGUUUAAUUUUUUAUAAUAAUUGUUAAUUAACGUACAGUAAUAACUUAAUUUUAGUCAUAUUUUUUUAAAAAUAUGUUUGAGUCAAUGUCGCAACUCAGCAGCCGCGCGGGGGCGCCAUCUUGCUUCUCAGAGCCGGGAAGGCUCGUGCUCGGAUUUGCUUGUGACCAGAGGACCAAACUGUCAUCACACGGGCAGCACUGACGCUAAAGCCCGAGAUGAGCAGGGGGGCGCCGGGUGGAGAAGAGUGUGGCGCUGACGCGGCAGACGGGCGGAGGAACCCCGCCUAAGGAGCGCCGCGUGAGGGGAGCGGCAGGACGCAAACACCGAGGCUGCGCCGUCAUCCCCGCCCUGAGAGGACCGUCAAAACCCGGCAGUGUGGUGCCUGCACCGAGGUCAGGAGAUCCAGACAUCUUCCAUGCUGCCUUGCUCCUGUGGUUACGAGGAUGAAAUGGUUUUUGAACCAUCAUUUCUGCUUCCCGCUUUGCUGCUCUUCCACACAUUUUCUUUUGGAGGUCCUGCAUGUGUGAUUCGCUUAGACAUCAUCUCAGCUGUUGCCAGCUCACAGAUGGAGGGAGGUGGAAAACGGUGCUGGAGUCAAUCUACAGGCGAGGAGGACGACGAUGAGCGCUUUCAUUUUCGCCGCUGGGGUAGCAUAGCCGAGUGAGAGGAGCGUCCCGCCCUCUUCUUUUCCCCCUGGACACGGAGACCCGCAGAGUGGGCUCAACUGGAGCACAGACAUGCUGAUCAAGGAGUAUCGAAUCCCCAUGCCCAUGAGCGUGGAGGAGUACCGCAUCGCUCAGCUCUACAUGAUCCAGAAAAAGAGCCGUGAGGAGAGCUGUGGCGAGGGCAGCGGCGUGGAGAUCUUGGAGAAUAAGCCUUACGAAGACGGGCCGGGGGGCUCCGGUCAGUACACCCACAAGGUGUACCACAUCGGCAAACACAUCCCAUCCUGGUUCUGUGCCAUUCUCCCCCAGGCGGCGCUUCGAGUGGAGGAGGAGUCCUGGAACGCCUACCCCUACACACGGACGCGGUAUACCUGUCCCUUCGUGGAGAAAUUCUCAAUAGACAUUGAAACGUAUUAUAAACCGGACACUGGGAAUCAAGCAGAUGUCUUCAAUCUGUCUUCUAUUGAUAAAAGACAAAGGGUGGUCGACCCCAUAGACAUCGUCAAAGACUACAUUCCUCCUCACGAGUACCUGGUGGAGGAAGACCCCAAACUGUACCAGUCGGUUAAAACCAAGCGGGGUCCUCUGUCGGAGGACUGGAUUGAGGACAUCAACCAGAACCCCAGUCAGACUGCAGUCAUGUGUGCCUACAAGCUCUGCAAAGUGGAGUUCAGAUAUUGGGGCAUGCAGUCCAAGAUUGAACGUUUCAUACAUGAUGUUGGCCUGCGUAAGGUGAUGGUUCGAGCCCACAGGCAGGCGUGGUGCUGGCAGGACGAGUGGUACGGUCUGACCAUCGAAGACAUCCGGCAGUUGGAGCUGGAGACCCAGCUGGCUUUAGCCAAGAAGAUGGCCCAGUACAGCCACAGCGAGGAGGGGGCGGGGGAGACCAACGGUCCCUCCGGGGGGCAGGACCCUGAGCAAGGGUCCGGGGUUUCAGGACCGUCUGCAGAGACAGAGGGAGGACGAGCGAAGCUCGGAGACUCACUGGAGACUCGAGGGGAGCUCACCAAGCAGUGGUCCACGUCGUCCAGGUCUUCCAACAGGUCAUCAAAGAGAGGAGCCAGUCCGUCUCACCAGAGCAUUUCAGAGUGGAGGAUGCAGAGCAUCGCCCGGGACUCUGAUGACAGCACAGACGAUGAGUUCUUUGAUGCUCACGAGGCCCUUUCUGACAACGAGGACAUCUUCUCCAAGGAGAUCACCAAGUGGAGCUCCAACGAUCUCAUGGACAAAAUAGAAACAAUGGAGGUGGAUGACGCUCCAGGGAUAUAUCAAGAGUCGCCAGAGGAGACGCAGAUGGAGGACUGCUCCUCCCAGCAGUGUCCUCAGCCGUCCAAAACCCACGUCCUCAUCCUGGUCCUGCAUGGUGGAAACAUACUGGACGCGGGCUCUGGUGAACAGAGCAGCAAGCAGGCAGACGUGAACACUCUCAGUGGGGCUUUUGAGACCGUGAUGAGAGUCCAUUAUCCCGCAGCGCUGGGCCGCAUCGCCAUCAGGAUGGUCCCCUGUCCCGCUGUGUGCGUCGAAGCCUUCUCACUCGUCUCCAACUUGAGCCCCUACAGCUACGAUGAGGGCUGUCUGUCCAGCAGCCAGGACCACAUCCCGCUGGCCGCUCUGCCUCUCCUGGGUACUUCUGCUCCACAGUACCAGGACGCCGUGGCGACCGUCAUCCUACGAGCCAACCAGGUGUACAGUGACUUCGUCAAGUCUGCAGAAGGAACGUCUUUCAGCGGCCAGGUUUGUGUUAUUGGCGACUGUUGUGGGGGCAUUCUGGGAUUUGACGCCCUGUGUAGCAGCUCCGUGACGGUGUCAGAGAGUCAAAACAGCAGCAGGCGGGGCAGCACCAUCAGCGUUCAGGACACAGAUCUUCUGUCUCCCGGAAUCGUCAUAAACAGCAUCUCGCCGUCACUCGAAGGAAGUCGCCAUCUCAGCCGCAGCAACAUCGACAUCCCCCGCUGUUUAGGGCCAGACGACCCCAAAACCCAACUCCCACGCAAGCGCAGCGACUUGUCCACGUACGAGCUGGACACCAUCAAGCACCACCAGGCCUUCCUCUCCAGUCUUCACUCCAGCGUCAUCCACGGGGAACCCGGAUCGCGGCGCUCCAGCAACAGCACCAUGUUGGAAGGAGGCUCCCUGGGAAAGUUCGACUUUGAGGUGACGGACUUCUUCCUGUUCGGCUCUCCUCUGGGUCUGGUGCUGGCUCUGAGGAAGACUGUGGUGCCCUCUUUAGAUGUGUCGGCUCUCCGGCCAGCCUGUCAGCAGGUUUAUAACUUGUUCCAUCCGGCCGACCCGUCCGCCUCCCGCCUGGAGCCUCUGCUGGACAAAAGGUUUUACCUGCUGCCUCCCUUCAGCAUCCCCCGGUACCAGCGCUUCCCCCUGGGAGACGGUCACUCGGCGCUCCUGGUGGAGACGGUGCAGAGUAACCCUCAGCUUCUGACAGAAUCUGGCAGCACGGCGUCCCACCGCUGCCAGGAGACCACCGUCAGUGAGACCUCCAUCGCUGUCCCCGUCCUCAACUGGCAAACUUCACAUCUCCACGCCGAGACUGAAACGUCUCACAUCUCUGUCGAUGGUCCGAGUCCGUCUUCCGCAUCUCCCGGCGUUCCUCACUUUCGCUGCACCCGCAGAUCCAGUGAGGCUAGCAUCGCCAGCCAGGUGUCUGGUCAAGCCGACUCCUACACGGCCUCCAACAUCGCCACCAUUGCAUGUCGUUGGUGGGGCGUUAAGAGGAUGGACUACGCUCUGUACUGUCCGGACGCCCUGACGGCGUUUCCCACCGUGGCGCUGCCUCACCUCUUCCACGCCUCCUACUGGGAGUCCACAGACGUCGUGUCCUUCCUGCUCAGACAGGUGAUGAGACAUGAAAACUCCAGCAUUCUGGAGCUGGACGGUAAAGAAGUGUCUGAAUUCACUCCCUCCAAACCUCGGGAAAAGUGGCUUCGUAAGAGAACGCACGUCAAAAUACGGAACGUCACAGCCAACCACCGUGUGAACGACGCCGUGUUCACAGAGGACGGCGCUCAGGCGGUGACGGGACGUUUCAUGUAUGGACCUCUGGACAUGGUGACCCUUACCGGGGAGAAGAUUGACAUCCACAUCAUGACCCAGCCCCCCUCUGGGGAGUGGAUAUUCUUCCACACGGAGCUCACUAGCAGCAGCGGCCGCGUCUCCUAUGUAAUCCCUGAGAGCAAGAGGCUGGGUAUCGGAGUCUAUCCGGUCAAAAUGGUGGUCAGGGGGGACCACACAUUUGCAGACAGCUAUCUCACCGUUGUGCCAAAAGGAACAGAGUUUGUCGUCUUCAGUAUUGACGGCUCUUUUGCCGCCAGCGUGUCAAUCAUGGGGAGCGACCCAAAAGUCCGAGCCGGAGCGGUGGACGUGGUCAGGUACUGGCAGGACUUGGGUUACCUGAUCGUUUACAUCACGGGACGUCCCGACAUGCAGAAGCAGCGGGUGGUGGCCUGGCUCUCCCAGCACAACUUCCCUCACGGGGUCGUGUCCUUCUGCGACGGGUUGGUCCACGACCCGCUCAGACACAAGGCCAACUUCCUGAAAUCCCUCAUCAGUGAGGCCCACAUGAGGAUCUGCGCAGCCUACGGCUCCAACAAGGACAUCUCUGUCUACACCUCCAUCGGCCUGCCCCCAUCCCAGAUCUACAUCGUGGGACGGCCCACAAAGAAGAUGCAGCAUCAGUGUCAGUUCAUUCCAGACGGCUACGCUAACCACCUAGCCCAGCUGGAGUACAACCAGAGGUCUCGGCCCGCCAAGCCCGGGAGCGCCCGCAUGGUCCUCCGCAAAGGCAGCUUCGCUUUGGGUGCAGGCGGAGGAGACUUCCUGCGAAAACGCAACCACAUCUUUCGCACCAUCACCUCUCAGCAACCCGGGGGGACGGGCUCCGGCCCCGCCAACCAGCCGGGCCGGACUGAGCGCACGCUGAGCCAGUGCGAAGGCGAGCGGGACCGAGGGAUCGCGGCGGCAACCCAAAGGAGCAUGAGUAUCGCAGCGGGGUGCUGGGGUCGAAGCGGGAGCACCAAGGAGGCCAGUGGAGAGAUACUGGGCCCCAAAUGAGACUCAGCCUGAAGGGCUUUGAACUCCGGACCAGAUGCAGGAGGGGGACCCGGAUCUGCAGGAGGACUAACCAGAGCAAGUCUGUUUUAGAGAACAAAACAUCUGUGUAGCAUGACAAUUUUACAGUAAUACUUUUAUAGGAUGCAUUACUAUAGUAUUUAAAAGUGGAGAGAAUCGAAUUAUUGUCAGCCUUAAAAUAUAUUUAGUGUAAAGGAAUCCCCACCUUCACCUCUGUGAACACCGUCCAUCCAUCUGCAGUCAUGAGCUCAGGACAAACCACCGACUCGCAGCCAGAAAAAGUCCAGGAGGUCAAAAGGUCGGUUCAUCCAACUUAACAAAAAGGAGGUCAAAGGAAAAAUGGGGCGGAUACAAUGAGGACGUCCUGAAUUAAACAAAACAGGUCUAAUGCUUGGGAUGUUUUUGUGUUUCAACUGAAAAUGUAAAAGAGAAUGUUUAGAAUUUAUAAGUCUAAAAAUUUAAAAGACAAAAAUCCAAAAGAGGUUUAGUUUUUAAAAGACAUUUUAAACAGAUUUCCCCCUUUCUUUUACCUAACGAUUGUUUUUGUUUAUUUGGGUUUAUAUUUAAAUCCCUGAACAGAUGUCUUCUACAAUUUACACAAUCUAUAAGUAAAAAUAAUCAGGUCAGAUAUAAACGUCUCACUCUGAUCCUCAACCGUUUGUUUCAUUAUCAUGCUGCUGUUUUUAGCCAAGAUGUAAAAUCCUGGCUUGUUUUCUGGGACAUAGUUUCUGCAGAGCGGCAGGAGUUCAUUUGGACUUGUGAGUGGGACUGUUUGCACGGAGUAGGCCCACCCCUACUUCCCAUCAUCCAUCUGUUUACACGUUCUCCUACUAGCUUACAGCCCCUCACAAGUCCAAACUAACAUUAGCGAUGAAACAAAAAUGGCGAG